Messenger RNA from Helicoverpa zea (corn earworm), 3632 nucleotides. RefSeq lists its product as uncharacterized. Gene Ontology annotation, molecular function: zinc ion binding; nucleic acid binding. The record is from RefSeq and is a predicted model, not a curated record. The coding region runs from base 183 to 2519 and encodes 778 amino acids. The transcript is spliced from 2 exons. Lineage: Eukaryota; Metazoa; Arthropoda; Insecta; Lepidoptera; Noctuidae.
ACUGAUGUGUAUGUGCAUCUCGCUCACUCAUGUGUAGCACCGCAUUGUGUGAAGGUGUCAUUGCGCACGGCAGUAUUAAACUAGUAUCCAUCGAAACCCCACGUCUUCUUAUUUCUGCACCAUUUACCCACAAACAUAUCAUUGGCGACGAGGACGAUUUUACCCACAUACAAAAAUAAAAAAUGGCGAAGUCAUUUUUGGGUAAUUUAUCGACGUUUGAUUAUAAAUCCGGCGAGUGGUCUAUUUUCAAAGGGCGGUUGACCCAAUUUUUGAAGGUUAACGAAGUCAAGGAAGAGAAUAAAAGUGCAAUCUUGAUUACACAUUUAUCCGAUGACUCAUAUCGUUUGGUGCGUAAUUUGGCUUAUCCGGUCGAGUUGGAGGCGCUGGACUAUAAGAAGCUGGUGGAACUGCUUGAUACUCACUUCAAACAGAAGCAAUGUUCAUUUUCGGACAAGGCCAAAUUUUAUGGAGCUAAGAGGAGCUCAGGCGAGUCAUUGGGCGAUUGGGCUGCACGACUGCGAGGAUUGGCGAGCUACUGUAACUUCGGAUCCGCUUUGGACACAAACCUGACGGAUCGUUUUGUCCUGGGCUUAGGAGCGGGGCCCGAGCGUGAUAAGCUAUUUGAGCAGAAUGCUUCCACGUUGGAAUUUAACAAAGCGUUGGAGAUAGCUGAGCGAGCGGAAUGCGCUAGAGAAGCCAGGAAGGUGUUGUCCACAGAUGACACUGCCAUAAAAGAAGAACCGGUGAACAAAAUAUACAAGGGCGGUUCACGUCGCGGCGGCGGUGGCAGCGGCGCAGGCGGCGCUCGUGCGGGGACACGAGAUGCAAGUCGUGAGGCUGGCCGUUGUUCUAUAUGCGGUUUAAAAGGUCACGAUAAGGAUGUGUGUCGUUACAAAAAUUAUAAGUGUCAAAAAUGUGGAAAAGAAGGGCAUUUAAAGAAAGUGUGUAAUAAAAAAAACCAAACCAACCGUGUUCGCGUCAAUAAUAUCGGAAGCGAUGAUAGUGAUAGUGAAACAGACGGUAGCUGUAAGGAAUGCCAUAAUUUUAACAUAAGGUAUGUAACAGACAAACCGUUGUGUUUAGACAUUAAAGUAGGUGAUAAAAAUGUAACCAUGGAGUUAGAUUCUGGGUCUGGAGUUUCUGUCAUAUCAAAUAGAAUGUACUCAGAACUGUUUGCACAUUAUAACUUAACUGACUGUACGAUUAAAAUGUGUUUAUAUAACGGACAUAAAAUCUCGCCGUUGGGGUAUUUCCAGCCUAUUGUCGAAUAUAAAGCACAAAGGAAAGAAAUUAAGAUAUUUGUAGUAGACUCGAAUGGCCCUCCCCUACUCGGGCGCGAUUUCAUGUCCACUUUCGGUUUAAUUUUAACAAAUGUUUAUAAAAUAAGUCAGGAUCACGAUGUUAAUGCAUUAUUGGAACAGUUUCCUAGUUUAUGGAAAGAUGAACUUGGUUGUUUUAAUAAAUUUAAAGUGCACCUACGAUUAAAGGAAAAUUCAGUACCAAAAUUCUUUAAGGCCCGACCAAUACCGUUUGCCUUAAAAGACAAGGUAGAAUUAGAAUUAGAUAGAUUAGUCAGUUUGGGCAUACUAGUUCCGGUAAGUAAUUCACGUUAUGCAACACCCAUAGUACCGGUUUUAAAGGAUAAUAACACGGUUAAGAUAGCAGGUGAUUUUUCAGUCACACUUAAUAAGGACCUUAUAAUAGAUAAGUACCCGCUACCAAGGAUUGAAGAAGUGUUUGCUAAGCUUGGUGGGGGAGAACAUUAUUCGAAAAUAGAUUUAAAAAAUGCAUAUAAUCAAUUUUGUCUCUCGGAAGAUUCUCAGGAGUUGACUACUAUUAACACACCAAAAGGAUUAUUUAAAUAUACACGUCUAGUUUACGGUCUUGCGAAUGCUCCUGCCCUGUUCCAAAAAGCAAUGGAAGUUUUAUUGUUGGGUAUCGAAGGAGUUAGUAUAUGGUUAGACGAUAUUUGUUUGACUGCGCCAACAAAAGCACUUCAUAUAAAGAGAUUAGCACAGGUUCUAAGCAGGUUAAAUGAAGCGGGGUUGCGCCUUCAGAAAGACAAAUGCGAGUUUUUUAAGGAUAAUGUAACGUACUUAGGUUACAUUAUCGAUAAGAACGGAUUACGUACUAACCGCGAUAAAGUUAAGGCAAUAUUAAAUGCGCCGGAACCGACAAAUAUUACGGAAGUAAAGAGGUUCCUAGGAGUAGUCAACUACUACAGGGUUUUUAUUCCUAAUGCAUCGAGCAUUAUGAGCCCGCUCCACGAGUUGCUGCGCAGUGGCGCGCGGUGGGAGUGGGGAGCGCGCCAGCGCCGCGCGGUGCGUCGCGUGUGCGCUGAGCUCGCCUCUGAGCGCGUGCUGGCGCAUUUCGAGCCGAGCGCGCAGCUAGUGCUAUCAGUAGAUGCCGGGCCGCAUGGACUCGGGGCUGUCCUAUCUCAACGGGGCAGCGAUGGCGGCGAGCGACCAUUAGCGUACGCCUCGCGGUCGCUUUCGUUUCAGAUAACGAUCCCAAGAUAAAUUCAAAGGAAUUUAAUUUGUUCUGUUCCAAUAAUGGCAUUAAAUACAUGACGACUCCAAUUUACCAUCCAUGUAGCAACGGUCAAGCGGAAAACUCAGUAAGAACAUGUAAAAAGAUGUUGAAAAUAAUAUUAAGUGAAAACUCUGCACAACAUGUGUUACGUGAAAAAUUGAUAGGCUAUUUAUUUGAAUAUAGGAAUACAGAGCACUGCACUACUGGACACUCGCCCGCAGAAUUAAUGUUUGGUCGGAAGCUGAGAUCACGGCUUGAUUUAAUACUUCCAAAAGAAAAUGAAUCGCAUAAAACAAUGUCGAAGGAGAAUGAAUGUAGUAGCAGAGCCUUUGUGAUUGGUGACAGGGUAUGGGUCCGGUGGUACAGUGGUAGAAAAGAAGCUUGGAAAUUAGGAGUAAUAAGUAAAGUGAUAGGGAAAAGAAUGUAUGAAGUGGUGGUUGAUGAUCAAAGUGUAUCUUGUAUUAGGCAUCUUGAUCAGCUUUUAGAGUGUAAAAAUAAAGGUAUAGCAAGAUCAAUUGAUUGUGAUGAACCGAUGCCUUCAGGGGUUCCACCCGUUCCUAGUUCACCGACUUCAACAAUUCAGUUUAGUCCAACAACAUCCGAAUUAAUUAGUGAGUCGGAUUCAGUUAGCACAACAGGUGUAGAUUCAGAGGAACCGGUGGAAGAAGAAACGGUGGCAGCGCCAGUUACUAUUACUAGCGUGGAAGGUUCUAGCAAUGAUGCUGGAAGCAGUAGUAGUGGUAGCGAUGUAAUUUGUACUGAAGCUCGAGAAGGUGUACGCCAAUCUGUCAGUUGUAUGCCAGACGCCCAGGCUCCUCAAGCCUCGGCCAGGCCACAGGAUUCAUCUCCGCAAUUAUCACGUGCACGUUCUCAGCGAGUUAGGAAGAAGGUAGAUUACUCAGUAUUUUAUAAGUAGAUUAUAAGUUAAUUAUAAGUUUAUGUUAUUAAUUGAUAAAUUGUAAUACUAAGUAUUCUGUCUACAGAUUUCAAAAUUAGUGUGGAGGAAUGAUGUGUAUGUGCAUCUCGCUCACUCAUGUGUAGCACCGCAUUGUGUGAAGGUGUCAUUGCGCACGGCAGUAUUAAACUAGUAUCCAUCGAAA